AUGUUCUACGCAUGUCUCGCUACUUCCGUAUGUUUUUCUAUAGGUAUAGGCGGAAUUGUCCUUUCAUGGAUCGACAUUGAAAGGUGGAAUUUCGGACUUUACUUCGCUCUUCUCUCCGUUGUCGGCACAACAGUAUCUGCGGCUUUUUGGAUUAUAUCGCCUUCAGCUUGUGCAAACCCAAGAUGGAUACAAUGGAUUAUGGACAGAUAUGGAUACAAGGCAGAACCAUGUCGAAAUUGCUUCUCGAGUUUAUGCACCAAAGAGAGGCGACGGUUUUGGGAUGAUGAUGAAAGUAGUAUCAACACAGCAAUUGUUCUGACAAAACGCAAAAGGCGAUCAAGCAGCUGCCCGAUAAAAACGAGAAAGAUACGCCUGAACAGAGCUUGGACAGCGCAGGCUCGUCUCGUCUCCGCAUACAAGGAGCGAACUCUCAGUCCAAAGGAAAGACAAAAGCAAUGCGACAGUUCUUCGAAUUCAUGUUCCCCAUCUGCCCACAUUCUGUUAGCUGAAUCGAGUGGUCAGAAUUGUACAGAUGUAGAAAUUGUAUGA
Messenger RNA from Cylicocyclus nassatus, 549 nucleotides. NCBI's taxonomy places the organism in Eukaryota, Metazoa, Nematoda, Chromadorea, Rhabditida, Strongylidae. The record is from the annotation of a GenBank genome assembly.